UUCCAGGGCGUCAAGCAGAUUGGCGGCCAUGUUGGAUAGCUCUUGAAAUAAAAUGAUUUUACUUCUUUAAAGUGUGUAAAAUUUCACCAAUCGACGCCAUGGGGUUGUUUUAUGCCGAUUUUUACUUUCAUGAAAGUAAAAAAUCCCGUUGGAGGGUGUUUCCACAGGCUUGUUUGUAUCGACGCAUGGUUGACCUCGUUGAGCGAAAUCUGGGUCACGCAAGUUGAGGCUAGUAUGACGAUCAAGGAACUCAACUUAGACAACUGCAGAGCUACAGAGAUCGAGGGCUUUGAUGAACAUGGCUUCUCGGCACUGGAAUCUCUCAGUCUGAUAAAUGUCGGCCUCACGUCUUUACAGAAAUUUCCAGCACUCGAGAAAUUGAAAAAGCUUGAGUUGAGCGACAACAGGAUUUCAUCUGGACUGGAAGUUUUACAGAGUUGCAAGAACCUAACCCACCUCAAUCUGAGCGGCAACAAAAUCAAAGACAUAGAUUCAUUAAAACCAUUAGCCGAUUUAAAGAACUUGAAGAACUUGGAUUUGUUUAACUGCGAGAUCACCAACAAGGAGGAAUACCGAGAGAGUGUGUUCGAGGUUUUACCGCAGAUCACGUACCUCGACGGCUACGACAAAGAUGAUAAAGAAUGUUUAGACGACGAUGAAGAGGUUGAGUGUGAGGAUGACGAUGAUGAUGAUGAUGAGGAUGACGACGAGGAAUUGGACGAAGAAGAUGAGGAAGAGGUUGGUUUGGCGUACUUGCAGGGACAGAUAAACGAGGAAGAUGAAGAGGGUGAUGAGGAUUUUGAUGAAGAUGAUGACGACGACGAUGUAGUCGAGGAAGAAGAUGAGGAGGAUGAAGAAGAGGAGGAAGAUGAAGAAAGUGCGGAGGCGAGAGGGACGAAGCGAAAACAUGAACCCGAACCCGAACCCGAACACGAAGACGACGAAGAAGAAGAAACGGCGUAGGAGUGUGUCGGAGGUCACAGGUCGUGUGACAGCACGUGUGUGUCCCAUUGAGAGACUUGUUAUGUUUGGGUUUGGCAGUGGCCGGGUUCAUCUCACACCCCUGGCUGUAACCAGACACAAGACUACGAUCUUUGUAUUCCUCCCAUUUCUUCAGUCGUAUGUGCAGAUUUGCCAAGAUCACAGAUAUAUCAUGUGACCUCAUUUAAAAAGAAAAAAAACCCAAUUCUAACACUUCAGCUCUCCGUGACACUUUGACUCUUGUAACUUUCAGUUCUGAUUUAGGGUAACAAAAAGUUCCCACCAAUCUGAUGUAAAAAAAAUCUUUUGUUAAAGCUGCAGUUUUAAGUAUAGUUUUAUUAUCUGAAACCAGUAUCUCGGACAUUGCUAGGAAAAGCCUAUUCCUCGGCUCUCCUCUGAGGUGAAGUGUUGAAAUAACCAUAUGUUAGACACCAAAUUAACUAUAGCUUUAAAAUCUGCUUUGUGAUUGUUAAACGGACGUUCCUAUCCUUUUUCUCUCUCCUCCUCCCUUCUUCCCCCCCCCCCCCCCUUUCAGAAAUGCCCGAUGCAAAAUUGAUUGUUUUUGUUUCACCAGUUCAUAUUGUCAGAAAAUAACAGUAUAGACAUUAAAGUAAUACCAAAGUUAAGGUACUGAAUGUUAGAUGGAGAAAUCUACUUUUGACAAAAACAUUUCAGUGUUUUCAACAUAUGAAUGUAGAUUGAUAGGGACCAGAGAAAUAUUUAAUACAUUUCAUAGUGAUUAUAAAGUUUUUUUUUACUCCUCUUUGUUAUAUUAUAUAUAUAUAUUAUAAAUCUUUUUUUUUUUUUUUAAUUAUAAAUUAUCGAGAGAAGAUUUUUUUAAUUUAUCAAACUUACAAGUCGAAAUUAUUGUAGGUAUUCAUUCUCCUUUGUUCUUGCAUAUCGUUUUCAACUGCCAAUUAUGCAAAUUAUAUAUAUAUAAUGUAGAUGUUGCGAUUUUAGAAUGUUUGGGGUCACAUGAUUUGACUGCAGAAGAGGAAGUGUGCGAGGAAUGGGAAUUGUGGGUAAAAAUAGGGUGUGACAUUCCGUGUGCCGAGCUGUUUCUUCAGACAUGUUUAUUGGAGAUUCCUGGGAGUUUUCGGUGAAGUUUAAUUGACAAUUCACGAACGAUGGCAUUUUAAUUUUGCAAAUCAUUUUUGCGAGAUUUUUGCGCCGCCUGUUUAUUGCAUAUAUUGAUUGCAUCUCAUUUUCCUUUCCAGGUUUUAUGUAUAGAGUUCUGUAAAUAAUGAAUACUUAGUGAAUUACCAUGAAGCGCAGAUAUCCUGUUUAGUCUGGCCAAUCUCACAGCAACGACAAAGGGUUUUAUAGUGGAACUGUGUUAUGCUCGUCUCAGACUGUCAACUGUCACGACGAAGUUGCCCAAUUCGACGUUUGUGGUGUAAUUUCCCCAACUCCUGACUUAGAUGGGUGUGCCCUGAUUAACAACUAAUCUGUUAGGAGUUGUAUAUGACGAAAAUUGAGAUGGAACGUGGUCGUAGAAGUUAUGAGAACAGAAAGUUGGCCAACUUUGUCGUGACAGUUGGUAGUUUGAGACUAGCAUUAGUAGCAUUACCAGGGCUCACCGAGUCCAUUGCCAAAUUUGCCUUUUAUAUCAAGUGGCUACAUUGUUUAGUGUUAAUAAAAGGUUCUUUAAAGGUGUAUUGUCACAGACCACUGACCUAUAUUUAAUGGUCUAACAAAGUAUUACCUGAACAAAAAUAAUUUGAUUUGUUCCUAAAUGUACUUUAUUCAACCAUCUUCAUAACCACCAUACUCCAUUUAUUAAUA
Gigantopelta aegis is the source of this 2766-nucleotide messenger RNA. Its product is annotated as acidic leucine-rich nuclear phosphoprotein 32 family member A-like. Gene Ontology annotation, cellular component: nucleus. NCBI's taxonomy places the organism in Eukaryota, Metazoa, Mollusca, Gastropoda, Neomphalida, Peltospiridae. The transcript is spliced from 8 exons. The coding region runs from base 112 to 963 and encodes 283 amino acids. The record is from RefSeq and is a predicted model, not a curated record. Gene Ontology annotation, molecular function: histone binding.